Sturnus vulgaris (Common starling) is the source of this 1221-nucleotide messenger RNA. RefSeq names its product alpha-aspartyl dipeptidase-like. The record is from RefSeq and is a predicted model, not a curated record. Gene Ontology annotation, molecular function: serine-type peptidase activity. Gene Ontology annotation, biological process: proteolysis. NCBI's taxonomy places the organism in Eukaryota, Metazoa, Chordata, Aves, Passeriformes, Sturnidae.
GGAGCACGGCUCAGCACGGCUCGGCUCGGCUCGGCAUGGGGGGCCCGCGGCGCCUGCUGCUCAUCUCCAACUCCACCCUGCACGGAGGGGGGUACCUGGGCCACUGCCAGCAGCACAUCCAGAGCUUCCUCGGGCAGAAGGUGAAGCGGGUGCUGUUCAUCCCCUACGCCCUGCACGACCGCGACGCCUACGCCCGCACGGCCAGGGAGAAGUUUGAAAGCCUGGGUUAUGGGCUGGACAGCAUUCAUGAAUCUUGUGAUCCAGUGGAAGCUGUAAGAAAAUCUGAAGCAAUAUUUAUUGGAGGUGGGAACACAUUCCGUCUCCUGAAAGCCCUUUAUGACAACAGUCUGAUACAUGAGAUCAGGAAGAGAGUGCUUGAGGAUGGGAUUCCUUAUAUGGGAUCCAGUGCAGGAACCAAUGUUGCUACCAUCAGCAUCAAUACCACCAAUGACAUGCCAAUUGUUUAUCCACCUUCCCUGAAGGCUCUAGGAUUAGUUCCUUUUAAUAUUAACCCCCACUACCUGGAUCCAGAUGUUAAAAGAACUCACAUGGGUGAGACAAGAGAGGAAAGAAUCCGUCAGUAUCACGAAGAACCAAACACCCCUCCAGUUCUGGGCUUGCGGGAAGGUACAAUGCUGUUAGUGGAAGGAGAUAAAGCCACGCUGCAAGGAGUGACAGGAGCACGUCUGUUUUUGAGGGGUAAGAAACCAACUGAACAUGAGCCUGGAACAGAUUUCAGUUUCCUCCUGACUGAUAGCAAUCUCCUGAAUCCAUAGCCUUCCAUAUUCUGCAGGAAAAGUUACUAUAUGGGGAAGACAAUGAGGAAGAAGAUGCUUAUAGUCCCAGGGUGGGUGGUGAAUCUCAGCUUUAUAAAUUAAGAUAAAUAUGCAUUAUAGAAAUAAAUAUAAAUAUGCAUUAGUGGGCUCUUAUCCUCACCCCGAUGCAUGUUUCAGACAUCUCAUUCCCAGCAAAAAGACUUUUUAUUGCAGUACUUGGCUAAUCAUAGCUAUUCAAAGCUUGAAGGGGCCUGUACAUUCAUGUAUUCACUUUGAUUCCUUCCCCACCAAAAAACAAAAGUUGCCUUAACACAAUUAAGACAGGACACUGAGUCAGCUGUUCCCACUGCCUACUUUUACCUGCUAAAUUAAAGAAUUGUUCAUUCAGUGUACUCCCACACUUAAUUUAAUUUUUGUGCUAUUAAUAAAGGGAGAAGUUUUGCAU